AUGUCUGUAUUUGGACAUUGUCCCGCCACGCAAUCAAGUGACCUACCUCAAUCACCAAGCAGAAUACCAAAUACCGACCUCAAAGCCAAUUCUUUGGGCUUUCAAUCCUCUAUCCGUCGCGAUUCUACUUCUACUUUUGAGUCAACGGAGACCUCGCCCACAACAACCAUCUCGACGGUGGAAUCAUCACUCACAGAGCCUUCUCCAGGCUCAUCCCCUGAGUCACCAGGCUCAGUCCAUACGAGGUCGUCAUUUCAGAGUCCGAAGACUAGUCUACAUCUCAGCCCACGGACGAUGGAAGGGAAAGGCCGCUUCUCAAAUUCGUUUCCAUCACUACCUGGAAUAGAUCAGUCAGAAUCCCCUCACAAGAAAGUCCGUAACAUGAAGAACUUGUCCGUCAAUACCUUGGCAUCAAAUCGACCUGCUACAUCCAAUCUACCUAAGCUUGGGAUGGUAGGUGCCUCCACCUCUCAGCCCAGUCACGCCUUUUCCGCCCCUCCAACUCCUGCCUUCAUAGUUCCUCCAAAAGCUCCUCGGCGAAAACCAAGCAAGCUAGGUCUUACUCUUGAAACGCCUGAUCCAGGGAGUUCUCAUGCCCAAGACCGUCCCGCUAUUGUCCCACAGACCCCUUCAGAUAGCCAAAUACAAACCCUAAGGCGAUUGCAAGCGUCGACAGACGGCUCCCUCCUCUCUCCGACCGUCGCACCUGAGGGUGGUAUGAGGUUGCCUCCAUUCACUCAAACGUCCAGUAGCCAGUUUACUAAGGUCGGUCUACCGCUAAGCAGCUCUCCGAAUCCACUAUCCUCACCAAUCAAGAAGCAAACUCUAGAGCACGUCAAAGAAGAACCAGAUUACGAGGUUCCCUUGUCGCAGGAAGCCAAGUCCCCUGCAUAUCCUCAAGGCCCAGUAUGCAUUUACGAUCCGUAUCUCUAUCUAUAUCUCGAGCCUACCGGAGUCGAAGCCCGAGAGUUUGAUGUAAUCCUAAAUGUUGCAAGAGAGGUAAGAAAUCCGUUUGAGAAAGAGAGAGAAGCGGUGCCAGAGAGAAGAACAGCAGAUAAAGGGGUUCAAACCAAUUUCGACAGAGUCGACAAGGGAGUUCAAGCAUCAUUUGAUGCUGCUGGCGGGGAUCUUGCAGGUCAAGAUGACGUACCAGAGCCGCUCACGGCUACCACUGAGUUCUCCUUCCGCUCUGCGGUUGAAUUGCAACAAGAUGAUGUUUGUAAAACAGCACCAAGCACGCCGAAAGCGAGUCGACCAGAGCCUGAAUAUAUCCACAUUCCAUGGGACCACAACGCUAAUGUAGUAGAUGAUCUGCUGAGGUUAUGUGAUCUUGUCGAGGACCGGAUCAGGCAAAAGAAGAAAAUUCUUGUUCACUGCCAGUGUGGGGUCAGCCGGUCAGCUAGUCUUGUAGUAGCAUACGGGAUAUACAAGAAUCCCCAGCUCACGGUUCAGGAAGCUUACGAUGCGGUAAAAAAUCGAAGCAGGUGGAUUGGCCCAAAUAUGAAUUUAAUUUAUCAAUUAUCAGAAUUCAAAGGCAAGCUUACAAAAGCGCAAGUGGGUAAUUGGCAAAGCUGGGGGGCACCAACUUCAGGAGGUUCCGGAUUGCAGCAACCCCGACCCGAAGACUCUCGCAUGGCAAUGUCUGCCAUAGAGCCUCAUCCGCCCUCAAAUCCGAUCACAGGUGGCAGCAGACUAUCCAGAUUCGCUCCUACUGCAUCUCACGAUUCUCCAGACUCAAAUUCGCGGGCGAGCAAGCCCCAACUAAGAAGCGUUAGUCCUGGGCCGUCGUCGGCUCCUCUUAAUUAUGGACUUGCAUCGUCGAAGGCUCCCUCUCCACCUCAGAUCAAGACUGGCCUAGACAUAAAACCAAUCCUUUCGCCACUAGAAACAAACACACUUCCUUUGGGGACUAUUCUGAGUCCCACUGUUCAAACGACCGAUAAUGCACCAGUCGGGGCAGUUGCUAGCGAUCUUCGAGAAGUUGCGAAAGGUUUACAACCUACCCUCCAAUCACCCAUGACUGGUUUCGCGGGACACAUUGUCAAGGGUCAAGUCGAUGAGACUGUUGCACCUCCAGGUAGUUGGCCAAACGAUGCUGAAACGCCAAAGAUAGCUGCCAAACCAUCGAUCUCUGACCUUGCCUUAGGCUUCAGCAGUCUCUUCGGUAGAAGGCAAGGACCACAAGCUUUAUCCCUGGGACCACAACUUUCAAGGCCAUCCCAUCCACCAAUAGCUCCACAAUCUUUCAAAUCGGUACUUCGUGACGAUGUGCCACCUACACCGUCUCUGCUCUCACCACGAGCAGCUGAAUUUACGGCCAGCCCUUUCCACAGGACCGUUGCUGGGGACCUUGCCGGCUCCUCGGUAUUCGAGCAGGGUCUAAUGAGCCCGAGGUCUGUUGAUGAAGAUCCGAGAAGCCCACCUCUGAAGGGUGAAGCACCAAUUACGAGGAACAUAUUCGAUGUCUUAUGA
Bacidia gigantensis is the source of this 2472-nucleotide messenger RNA. RefSeq lists its product as uncharacterized. Bases 1 to 2472 code for a protein of 823 amino acids. Gene Ontology annotation, molecular function: protein tyrosine/threonine phosphatase activity; MAP kinase tyrosine/serine/threonine phosphatase activity. Gene Ontology annotation, biological process: protein dephosphorylation; negative regulation of MAPK cascade. The transcript has a single exon. Lineage: Eukaryota; Fungi; Ascomycota; Lecanoromycetes; Lecanorales; Ramalinaceae. The record is from RefSeq and is a predicted model, not a curated record. Gene Ontology annotation, cellular component: cytoplasm; nucleus; cytosol.